Molecule: messenger RNA, 7870 nt
Organism: Equus caballus (horse)
Lineage: Eukaryota; Metazoa; Chordata; Mammalia; Perissodactyla; Equidae
Gene: CUL4B
Product: cullin 4B
Biological process (GO): ubiquitin-dependent protein catabolic process; DNA damage response; protein ubiquitination
Cellular component (GO): Cul4B-RING E3 ubiquitin ligase complex
Molecular function (GO): ubiquitin protein ligase binding
Source: RefSeq, a predicted model, not a curated record
AGUACUGUAGGUUCGGCAUUUGUUAUUAAGUUCCUUUUGCUCUAUAAAGCAACUCCAGGAUGGGCAAAGGGUGACUUUACAUAGUGUAGUGGGAUCAUGUUUGCUUAAGCUUUGGCCUUCUCAGUCCCCCAGAGCAGGGCCUUGCUGUUGCUUGCAUCACAAAGCCCUUAUUAUGAUACAAUGGUUACAAUCUCACCACUGCUGGCUUUGCGCUCUCAGUGUUGCCCUGCUUCAGAGAUGGUCCUGGAGAAGAGUGGAUAGAGAACAUGGACCACCGUUUACCCAGCAGUGGUCUUUUCUGGACACAUUCUUAAAUAGUACUUGCUGCAGAAUCGUCUUGGGUAUUCCCCUGAGCAAGCAGUAUCUCCUAUUUUUAAGGAAAUUCCCACACAUGAAUAACAAGGCUUCCAAGAGUCCACCAACAAGCCCCUGCUCUGAGAUGUCCGGAGAAGACCCAAACCCAAGCACCCCGGGGAGUCCUCGUGAUGAAAGCGAAACAGGUUUUUCUUCCCCCAAUCCCUCAGCUGCUGCUGCUGCUCAGGAGGUCAGAUCUGCCACUGAUGGUAAUACCAGCACCACUCCGCCCACCUCUGCAAAGAAGAGAAAGUUAAACAGCAGUAGCAGCAGUAACAGUAGUAACGAGAGAGAAGACUUUGAUUCCGCCUCUUCCUCUCCUCCUUUACAACCCAGGGAUUCGGCAUCCCCUUCAACCUCGUCCUUCUGCCUGGGGGUUUCAGUGGCUGCUUCCAGCCACGUACCGGCACAGAAGAAGCUGCGUUUUGACGACGGCGUGGACUUUGUAGGGUUUGAUGCGAAGAUGGCUGAGGAAUCCUCCUCCUCCUCCUCCUCCUCUUCACCAACUGCUGCAACAUCUCACCAGCAGCAACUUAAAAAUAAGAGUAUAUUAAUCUCUUCUGUGGCUUCGGUGCAUCACGCAAACGGCCUAGCCAAAUCUACCACCGCCUCUAGCUUUGCUAACAGCAAGCCUGGCUCUGCUAAGAAGUUAGUGAUCAAGAACUUUAAAGAUAAGCCUAAAUUACCAGAAAACUACACAGAUGAAACAUGGCAGAAGCUGAAAGAAGCGGUGGAAGCUAUCCAGAAUAGCACUUCGAUUAAGUACAAUUUAGAAGAACUGUAUCAGGCUGUAGAAAAUCUCUGUUCUUACAAGAUUUCUGCAAACUUGUACAAACAGCUGAGACAGAUUUGUGAAGAUCACAUCAAAGCACAAAUUCAUCAGUUCAGAGAGGAUUCAUUGGAUAGUGUUCUUUUUCUAAAGAAGAUCGAUAGAUGCUGGCAAAACCAUUGCAGACAAAUGAUCAUGAUCAGGAGCAUUUUUUUGUUUCUGGAUAGAACUUACGUUCUUCAGAAUUCAAUGCUACCAUCCAUAUGGGACAUGGGGCUGGAGUUAUUUAGAGCUCAUAUUAUAAGUGACCAGAAAGUCCAGAAUAAGACAAUUGAUGGCAUUCUUCUCUUGAUUGAGAGAGAAAGAAAUGGUGAAGCUAUUGACAGAAGUUUACUCCGAAGUCUUUUAAGCAUGCUCUCUGAUUUGCAAAUUUAUCAGGAUUCUUUUGAACAACGAUUUUUGGAAGAAACUAACCGGCUCUAUGCAGCUGAAGGCCAAAAAUUAAUGCAGGAAAGAGAGGUUCCUGAAUAUCUUCAUCAUGUUAACAAACGUCUAGAAGAAGAAGCAGACAGACUUAUUACUUACUUAGAUCAGACCACCCAGAAGUCAUUAAUUGCUACUGUAGAAAAACAACUUCUAGGUGAACAUUUAACAGCAAUUCUUCAAAAAGGUUUAAAUAACCUCCUUGAUGAAAACCGAAUUCAAGAUUUAUCUCUCCUGUAUCAACUCUUCAGUAGAGUUCGAGGUGGCGUUCAGGUUCUGUUGCAGCAGUGGAUUGAAUACAUUAAGGCAUUUGGCAGCACUAUUGUAAUUAAUCCUGAAAAAGAUAAAACUAUGGUUCAGGAAUUGCUCGAUUUUAAAGAUAAGGUUGACCAUAUAAUUGAUAUCUGUUUUCUGAAGAAUGAAAAAUUUAUCAAUGCCAUGAAAGAAGCAUUUGAAACAUUCAUUAACAAAAGACCAAACAAACCUGCUGAACUUAUAGCUAAGUAUGUAGAUUCAAAGCUUCGCGCAGGCAACAAAGAAGCAACAGAUGAAGAACUUGAAAAAAUGUUAGAUAAAAUUAUGAUCAUUUUUAGAUUUAUCUAUGGCAAGGAUGUUUUUGAGGCCUUCUAUAAGAAAGAUUUAGCCAAGCGCCUGUUAGUUGGGAAGAGUGCAUCUGUAGAUGCUGAAAAAUCAAUGCUGUCCAAACUUAAACAUGAAUGUGGAGCUGCUUUCACCAGCAAACUUGAAGGAAUGUUUAAAGACAUGGAACUUUCUAAAGACAUCAUGAUUCAGUUCAAACAGGUCACCCCCUGCAAACAGGCAGUGGAACAAGUGAAAAACCGGAGACUUGGGCUUGCUGGUGGGUAUAUGCAGAACCAGAAUGUACCCGGGAAUAUUGAAUUAACUGUGAAUAUCCUGACAAUGGGUUAUUGGCCAACUUACGUGCCUAUGGAAGUCCAUUUACCACCAGAGAUGGUAAAACUUCAGGAAAUUUUCAAGACAUUUUACCUAGGCAAACAUAGUGGCAGGAAACUUCAAUGGCAGUCAACUCUAGGACACUGUGUACUAAAGGCAGAAUUUAAAGAGGGUAAAAAAGAACUCCAGGUCUCUCUCUUUCAAACACUGGUGCUGCUAAUGUUUAAUGAGGGAGAGGAGUUCAGUUUAGAAGAGAUCAAGCAGGCUACCGGAAUAGAGGAUGGAGAGCUGCGGAGGACACUGCAGUCAUUGGCCUGUGGCAAAGCUAGAGUUCUGGCGAAAAAUCCAAAAGGCAAAGAUAUCGAAGAUGGUGACAAGUUCAUUUGUAAUGAUGAUUUCAAACACAAACUCUUCAGGAUAAAGAUCAAUCAAAUUCAGAUGAAAGAAACGGUUGAGGAACAAGCAAGCACUACAGAGAGAGUAUUUCAAGAUAGACAGUAUCAAAUUGAUGCUGCAAUUGUUCGAAUUAUGAAGAUGAGAAAGACACUUAGCCACAAUCUCCUUGUUUCGGAAGUGUACAACCAGUUGAAAUUUCCAGUUAAGCCUGCUGAUCUUAAGAAGAGAAUAGAAUCAUUAAUUGACCGGGACUACAUGGAAAGAGAUAAGGAAAACCCAAAUCAGUACAACUACAUUGCAUAAAACGUUGGCCUUGCAGCAUUGAUGUAAUAAGCAGUAGCCAGUGGAUAAACUAACCUGUUGAUCCUAUAUUAUUUGACUUCUUUUAUACUACCGAUGACCAAAUGAAGCAGUGUAAUGGAAAUAGUUGAGUGGACUUUUUCAGUGGUUAACAUGCCCAUUUAAAGAGUAAUACUUACCUUUAAGAAGAAUGUUGUUGAACUCUUUGCAUGUUAUUUAGUAUGAUGUGCAGAAAACUCUUAAGAAAGUACCUGGUCUUCAUGAUUCCUCUUUGGAACUGGGGAAGAGGUCCCUAUGGCUGUUAAAAGAGGAGGGGGGAUUCUUAUACACCAUUAAUUAUGAAGCAAAAGGUUUAUUUGCUUAAAAUGUCAUUUAAAGAUACUUAAACUGCAUGCAGACUUUAUUUACUGUACAGAGUUCUGGAUGUAUUUAUCAAAUAGAAAAACCACCCUGGACUUGGUUGUACACUUGUUUUGUGAUUUCCCUUGAAAAGAAAAAUAAGUUGUCACAGCUAUUGAUAUUUUACUAAGUAAUGUUCUGUUACACUGAAAGGGAUGUUUUAAAAAAAAUUUAUUUGGAAACAAGUUUUCAAGUAGAGGGACAGUUGCUUACCUAAUCUCUUAUAUAUGCACAUCCUAAAAUUUUCCAUUUGUGACUCUGGGAUGUGUAUAUGGCUUAGCCCUCAGUUUACUGUGCUGAUUAACAGGUACUUAUAAAAAUAGCUGAAAUAGAAAAUUGGUGAUCAGUUGUACUAGAAGAACAUGGUAGGAGAGAAAAAUCCAACUUUCUUCAUAUUAAAAAUGAAUACAAUACGAACAUCGCAAAAGAGACCAAAACCCACAUAUUUGUAAAUUUUUACAGGAGCAAAAAUUCAUCAACUAGUUUUCAACUUCCUUUAAUGUUGUUUGCACAGUUUUGUCUUUAACUUGGACCAAUUAUAGAUUGUUACAGGCUUCCUAGGAUUUAGCAUUCCUGUUUUCUCUACCAAAGUUUAUUUUGGAAGCACCCCAACUCUUUGUUGGUGAAUGAGUCUUUCCUAUUCAGAUGUAAAAUUCCUUCCUCUUUUUCCCCACACACCCCCUAGUUUGGAAUUUCAAAUUCUGUUUCAUGCUGAUCUUACUCCUUUCAAAAUUGCUUGAAGAUAAGCAUUCUCAUAGCCACUGGACACCUACUUUUCAGGGGAAUGUCCUAGAAUUGUUCAUACAUAAAAAAUAGCAAAAGUAUUGUUCUUCAAAUUGAUAAUGUGAGUAAAAGGCUUCUCUUUACCAUCAGUAGUUUUUUGUUUUUGUGGGGUUCUUUGUUUUUUGGGUUUUUUUUUUUUUUUUGCUUCCUUGUUUGUUUUUCCUUGAAGCUUUGAAGGGAAUUGAUCUUGGAAGAGAAGCAGAAAAUUUUGUUUUUAUUUUGUUAAAAAUCAGAACAGCUUUAAUGCUUUUUGCAACAGUAUACUUCCUUGACUAUCUGGAGCCGUUAGAAUAAAUACCUAGGUCCUAACUGUCAACUGAGGAGACCUGCUCUUGUGUCUGCUGUUGAUUGUUUUCUUGAAUUCUCAAAGACCUGUGACCAGUCAUUAAAAAGAAGUUGCCUGUUUCUCAUUUAAUUGCAUCAACUUGCACAAUGUUGGUUAACAAUAUGUGGUAUUUAGAAUGCCUUCCGAAUUCUUUUUGAGUAGCCAUUGCCUUUAUUUUCUCAACUCCUCCUUGGUUUCCUUACAUGAGCUCAUCUGACAAGAAAAUGCAGCUAUCUUGUUCUCUCUCUACUGGACCAUCGACCUCAGUGUUCUAACUCACCCCUGAUGGUCUCUGAGAUAAGUAGACUAUAUUCCAUGAGACUUGAUAGUUACACUUAAGGAAUUUUUAGGUAGAAUUGGUCCUGUUAGGAGGAGACUCUUGGUGUCACCUUUGUUAUCUUGAAAGCUGGUCCCUUCCCUGAGGCUCUUAAUUUUUUGAAAACUUGAUGCUGUUUCAGCUGAAAACUUGGCAAGACUAUUAAAAAACAAGUUGAAGGGAGCUGUUUAAGAAAUUGAAAAGUCAUUGCAAACAAAAUCGGAUAAUUGUGACUUUCAGUUCUGUAUCAGUUGAAUUUUUGUGCUCUUUUCCCUGUGUACGUGGUGGUUCUAUUUUUCUCCAAUAAAACUUUUAUUUAAAAAAAGUUUGUAGAGAAGAUCUUUAAAAUACAAAUAUGUUAAGAAAGUUAUAAAACCAUAGAACUUAAAAUCUUCCUAAUUUAGUGAAUUCUCAUUUGUCAAUUUUGUUAUUUUUUAAAUUUCUCUUUUUAUUUUUGUGGUGGUUUGGUGAUAAUGCUAUAGGAAUGUGGAGGAGGGUAUGGAAAAGGGUGAGUAAAAUUCCCAGGAAUCCUCAAGGUGGGUAUUUAUUCUUAAAUGGCAUAUUUUAGAAAAAUCAAAUACAAGUAUGAACAUUGUUUCAUUCAAAUCCUCAAAGUCAAAUAGUUUCAUGAAGUCGGUAUGAAACUAGUCUAGAUUUAAGUUGAGGGGAGAAGGAGCAAUUAAAUGUACUCUUGUUUUAGUCAUGGCACUUGAUCCGCCUUGUCUGUUAAUGUGAGCUCUGGGCCAUAUGCUCUCAGAGUAAGAUGCUCCUUGAGAACCGUACCAAAUCAGAGAUCAAGAAGCUUUUUUGAACCCAGUUCCUGAGUCUGCUGAAUGGUCUUAACAUGUUGUCUAGCCAUACUCUUGAAAUUCUUAUCUUGUACGUGUGCAUAGAGUUCAGGAAAUCGGUUUAUUCUGUAUAUCUGUGUUUCAGGAUUUUUGGAAGUUUGUUUUUUAAUCUUAAUAUCCAUAUAUCUUUUUUACAUUAGCUGUUUUUUGUUUGUUUUAAUGACCAUUCUGUUUAAUGCUGUGAAUGGCAGGAGUGUUAUAAACAUGUUCUGUUCUCUCAUCUACAUAAAAUUGCCAAAACAAAUUGUUCAUUAAAAAGAAAAGAGUAGUACUAAUGGGAAUUUGCAUAAUUAUGCUUUAUAUGGUAUCCUUGCUAAUGCUUCGUUAAUCAAUAAUUUUCAGUUUCCAACAAAAAAUUUGAAUAAUGAACAGAUUUGUUCACCUGAAAACACUUGGUUCAAAUUUAACACUUUGUUCAUUUUUUUCCUUUUUCCUUGCUAUUAAAGAGUAUUUCUUUUUUUGAACAGGCACAUAACAUACUUUUAUAAUUAACAAUCCUUAGAAUUUGUCUAGCAUAGUAAAAAAAAUCGAACUUUUCUUUUGUAGAACCUUUUAUAUUUGAUGUAGAAUAUAAGAAUGUGCUGCAGAUGCAGAUUGCAACUUAAUAGUUUUGCAAGCUAUGAAAACAGAUUCUCCUAUCCUCUUAUUCUUAGAAUAAAAUCUUUUAAAACAUUUCUUUAAUGAAAAUUUUUUUGUUGUAAAAUACACAUAACAUAAAAUUAACCAUUUUAAAGUGUACAAUUCAGUGACAGUACAUUCACUAUUUUGUGCAACCUUCACCAUUCUUUAGUUCCAGAACAUUUUCAUCUCAAAAAGUUUUUAAUAUAAUUAAGUCCAAUAAAUCUACUUUUUCUUUUGUUGCUUUUGCUUUUGGUGUCAUAGCAAAGAAACAAGCUAAUGAUGAUAUACCCCUAUGUUUUCUUGUAAGAGUUCUAUUGUUUUAUUCCUUACAUUCCUCUCAUUUGAGUUAAAUUUUGUAUCUGGUAUCAGGUAAAGGUCCAACUUCAUUCCUUUGUAUAUGGAUAUCCAAUUGUCCCAGCACCAUUUGUUGAAGAGUCUGUUCUUUUCGCCAUUGAAUAGUCGUAUCAUCCUUGUUGAAAAUCAAUCGACCCUAGCUCUAUAGGUUUAUUUCUGGACUUUCAAUUCUAUUCCAUUGAUCUAUGUAUCAGUUGUUAUGUCAGUAAUACACUGUUUCGAUUACUAUAGCUUUUUAGUAAGUUUUGAAAUCGAAAAGUGUGAAUCCUCCACUUCUUUUUCAAGACUGUUUAGCUAUUCAGAUCCCUUGCUACUGCAUAUGAACUUUAGGAUCAGCUUUUCUAUUUCUGCAAAAAAGGCCAUUGAGAUUUUGAUAGGGGUUGCAUUAAAUACAGUGAUCACUUUGGGGCUAUUACCAUCUUAACAGUAUUAAAUCUUCUAGUCCAUGAAUACAUGAUGACUUCCCUUUUUAUUUAAACCAUUUGUUUUAGGUCUCUUAAAAAUUUUGUUCAGAAAUACAGUCAUGCAUCGCUUAACGAUGGGGAUACACUCUGAGAAAUGCGUUGUUAGGUGAUUUCUUCAUUCUGCGAACACCAUAGAUUUGUACUUACAUAAACCUAGAUGAUAUAGCCUACCGCACAGCUAGGUACUAAUGGUCCUAAUCUUAUGGGACCACCAUUGUUUAUGCGGUCCGUAGUUGACUGAAACGUCAUUAUUUGGCGCAUGACUGUAUUUUGUACUUUUCACUGUACAAGUCCUGCAUCUUCCUGGUUAAAUAUGUUCCUGUGUAUUUUUGUUCUUUUUGCUGCUGUUGUGAAUGGAAUUUUCUUAAUUUACUUUUCAGAUUGCUCAUUGCAAGUGUAUACAGUUUUUGAGUGUUGAUCUUGUACCCUGCAACUUUGCUGAAUUGGUUUAUUAGCUUUAAUAUAUUUUUGUAGAUUUUUAAGGAUUUCCUAUAUGUAACAUCUUUGUUGUCUACAAAUAUAGUUUUACUUCUUCCUUUCCAA